GACACUGGUUUAAACUUGCCAGCGAGGCAUCAGUUUUUUACGGGCCGUAUUGCGCAAUCACCUAGGUCUCUAGUACCAUGCAGCCGCACCGCCGUCAAGAUAGCUAUCUACGACCAGAAUAAGAAAAGCUGCAUGCAUUCUGCAAGUUCUUACAAGUCCUAGCUUGCUCCACCUGAGUGGGCAACAUGCAAAAUUCUCAGCGGUCCCCUUCAGACUCUGUCGCCUCCGAGGCUGAUGACGACCCAUGCCUUACCGACACCUCACAAGUUUGUGCUCCCUUUUUAUGCCCAGUUUUGAACAAGAAGGCCGACCUCGUCCGUUGCUACAUAAUUCCCCUCGAUACCGACGACCGCACUCGUGCACAUAUUGAAUAUGCCUGGGGCAUGGGCCAGCAACGCCUAGAUCUAACCGGCCCUUCCAACAUCCUCUUUGUCGAGAGACAGUGGCGCGACCAGUUUUACAAGCAUCAAUGGCUCUUAAUGCCCGAGCCCACCAUCGUCCGGGCCCUCUUAAGGCUGCUCAAAGAGGACAGCGCCAGCACGGCGAUCAGCAGCCUCGACAAGCACUUCGAAGGCCAAACAUCCUUCAAAUACUACGUCAUCCCCUGGCAAGCCCUCAAGCACGACUUCUUCACCACAACCCCUCCCGCCUCGCCUCAGCACCGGCGCAGUCGCACUCACAAGCACCGCAGCCCACUCCCCGCCGCUGCCAGGCGCGCGCACAUACCGUGCCGCACCGUGCACCCCUACCCGUUCUCCACGCUGCCCCCCAUCACGAGCCACAUAAAACCGCACUUCGCCAUCUGGAACAUUUGCUCGCAGUUCCACGUCAGCUCGGGCAUGGACGCGCACCCUUUGUUCGCUAGCAUCACCGCCACGUUCAAGGGGCAUCCGAGCCGUCCGAGCCGUCGCCCCGGCGCGCGCUUGCCAGGGCUCCAAAAUCGUGACGAUGAUGAUGACGACGUCCACGCCGACAAACUGACGAUGGAUAUCUGCAACAUCUGUCGUUAUUGGACGUCGCGCGCGCCGGGCCUUGAGUGGGGUCCUGGGCUCAGUGACGCUGAGAUCCCCAGAGCCGUAUCUAGCCGCUGCCAGAACUCUUCGGGGGAAUCGCUCUCAUAUUAA
This is a messenger RNA of Coniophora puteana RWD-64-598 SS2, 1124 nucleotides long. RefSeq lists its product as uncharacterized. The record is from RefSeq and is a predicted model, not a curated record. Bases 186 to 1124 code for a protein of 312 amino acids. NCBI's taxonomy places the organism in Eukaryota, Fungi, Basidiomycota, Agaricomycetes, Boletales, Coniophoraceae. The transcript is spliced from 6 exons.